AUGGUUAAGCGUACCGCAGAACGACAGAUACGAAAAGAUGAAUCGCCUGAUGAUCAUGAUGAUGGUUUCGAGGUUCCUGUAAACGCUCUGGCGGACGUUUUAGCAAAAAGACGAAUCUUGCAGCCAAAAGGUAGGAGCUUUCUGUUUCCCAAGGGCCCUGUCACGUCUGGUUCGACGCUGAAUAGCUCAAGCAAAAUUUUGGCACUUAACAAACAGUUCAAAGCUUCUGUCUUGAAAGCCAUCGAUAGUGAUGUCCUCGAUCUUCGCCCGUUGGUGUCAAAAUAUCUACAGUUUUAUAAAGUUGCCCAAGAUUCGGCCACAACUGCGGGGGAUGAGGACGAAGUGGUUCCAAACACCAAGAAGGCUACAUUAGGAUGGGUUCCUGGGUCACUGUCGUCUCUCUCGGCGUCAAAGCUAUUCCAGAACUCAAAUUUUAAGCUUGACAAAGUGGAAGAGAAAGGACGAGGAGUAGAGACGACUGGACCAUCUUUCACUUUCAACAAAAACAUUGAUGACCCUGUUUUCAAAGUCGGCCAUUCAGCGGAGAGUGGGAAGAUGAGCUUCAGCCAGACAGAUUUAUCGGGGGCAGGCUUACCAUUGCGGGAAGAUAAGAUUGACAUUGUUGAAGAAGACGAGACUGAAGGAAAUUUUAAACCGGUUGUAAAGCUUUCAGAUAAGCUAGACAAUGUAAUGACCGGAGAGGAAAACGAGAGCACAUUGUUUUCUUGUAAGACGAAAGUUUUCUUGUACGACAGUGAAACUAAGGAGCAGCCUUAUAAGAACGUCGGCAUUGGCGAGUUAAAGGUUCUCAAAGCACAAGACGGGAAAAGUAGGGUCUUAGUUCGUGCGGAGGGUAGUCUGAGGGUUAUUUUAAACGCAUUAUUAGUGGCGCAAGUUAGCUACAUCACGACUGGCUCCAACGUGAAAGUACCCGUCGCAACCUCUGAAGGGAGUAUCAAGAUGUACUUAGUUAGGGUGAAGACACAAUCGCUUGCAGAAGAAUUGUGCCUGAUCUUGAACAACGAGAAAUAA
Messenger RNA from Candidozyma haemuli, 1032 nucleotides. RefSeq names its product nucleoporin. Gene Ontology annotation, biological process: intracellular transport. Gene Ontology annotation, cellular component: cytoplasm; nuclear pore. The transcript has a single exon. The record is from RefSeq and is a predicted model, not a curated record. NCBI's taxonomy places the organism in Eukaryota, Fungi, Ascomycota, Pichiomycetes, Serinales, Metschnikowiaceae. Bases 1 to 1032 code for a protein of 343 amino acids. Gene Ontology annotation, molecular function: GTPase activator activity.